GCAAAAGAGGUUAGGGAAACAUGGCGGACGAGGAGGACUCGUCGCCGGACCCUGCCGCUGGCACGGGUCGGCAUCACUCCGUCUCCUUCUCCGAGAGCGUCCAGCCGGCCGUUGGAAUGGUUAGCCAGCUUCUAACCCAGCCGUCGUCGCUGAAGUUCGACAAAAACAUCAAACAGGCCUUCUACAACACCGGGGCGAUGAUUUUUGUGGCUAUCUGCUGCGGGGCGGCGGUGCUGGUCUACUUCAUCCUGGAAGCCUUCCUCCGGCCGCUGCUCUGGGCCGUGCUGUGCGGUACCUUCCUCCACCCUUUCAAGCACUCCCUGGCCGGGCUUGGGCGAUCCUGGCUCAGCGGUCUACAGGACACGGGGACGCCCAUCGUGGUUGGGACUCUGCUGGUGCCGGUGUGGUGUGUCAACUACGUGGUGGACGCAACGGGCAGGCAGGUGGUGGAGAAGCUCACCCUGUUGCUGGUCAUCGGAGCCGGGGCGCCGCUGCUUUACCUCCUCUACCUGUCAUGGAGCUUUAUCGGGAUGCAGGUGUUACUGGGCUACCUCUGUGGCAUCAUCGCCGCCGUGCUGGACUGUUUCCACGCAGUGUGGGUGUGCACAGUGGUUGUGGGCUAUUUGUUGGCAGUGGGCUUUAAGUGGAGUCCUAGCACUGAAGGCUACUUGAGAACUGCUGCUCUGCCUGUGUGGACCACCCUGCUCUUCUACAUUGUGUCUCUGACGGGUUCGUGGAAGGUUCCACUGUUUGUGCUGGUGCUUGUGCUGCUCGUUGUGGGCUCCCAACAGAAACCACCCGUCCCUGGCAGAGGAGAGCUGUCAGGACAGGUGUUGUCAUUUGCUGCUAGCACGUUUUACAUGGCCGUUUCCAGUGGUAAACUUCAGCCAAAAUCGCAGUCCGGCAAAGUAUCUGCAACAGAUGGUGAAGAUUCAGUAGACCACAUCCCAACCACCCCCGGAUACCCUCAGACCUCUCGCCCAGUACCGACCGGCCUCUUCCAGAAAGAGAAGCCCUCCGAGAAGGCCAGCGACAUCUACUUCAUCCUGCUGGUCUGGGCCAUAGUCCUGGUCCAGGUAUGGCUCAACCUCUGGAUCCUCCAGCUCCUUCCCAUCCCCGUGGCCGUGUGGGUGAUGAAGAAGCUGGUGGUCCAUUUUGGACUGAAGAGCUUUGCGGCGCGGACGCUGUCCUCAUGGUGGGCGGUGCUGGAACGGUUCGGUCGGGAAAGAGAGGAGGCCCUGCUGCCGGGUCCUAUUAAAGGCGUGGCUCAGUUCUUACUGCGUAUCGACACGAAGCUGUGGCAUUGGCUUAACAAGCAGAUGGUGGUGUGGUUGGAGCGCUCCCUGGAUAAAAUCAUCAGCAUCUUCAUCAUCAUCAUCCUGGUGACGGGGACCCUCCUGGCGGCGCUGCUGCUCACCGCCAUGGUUCAUCACGAGAGCGUUCACAUCAUCGAGGUCACCAGUAAUCUCAUCAACGAGACCGUCUCCAACCAUCCGGAAUGGGCAAACUUGCUUCCAGAAGCUCGUGUGGUCCAGAAGGCCUUGAAUUCCGCCGCCACAAACGUCUAUCAGCACGGCCGAGAGUGGAUAACGCAAAAACUUCACAAGAUGCUAGGAGACAAGGCUAACCACACGGCGAUGAUUGAGAAGCAAGUGUUGGAACUUUGGGACAGACUCUACCACUCCUGGUUUGUCAAGAACGUGACCCACUCUGGUCGCCCUCGUAGUCAGAAGAUGAACAUCCACAGACAAAACAGCUGGUUGGGGGACAUCCUGGACUGGAAGGACGUUGCCUCUUUUCUGCAGGAGAACAUUGAGACACUCUGGUCUAUCUUGGAGUCUCUUUGGGUGGUGAUGAGCAGAAACCUUGGCCUCCUCAUCUCCACGACGACCACACUCCUCACUGUGUUGUUUCACAGCGGCACUGCUGUGCUCAAUUUCGCCCUCAGCCUGGUGAUCUUCUUGACCACCCUCUUCUACCUGCUGAGCUCCAGUGGAGAAUCCUACAAACCUGUCAAGUGGGUCAUCAGCCUGACCCCCCUAUCGCAGCCGGGACCCUCGUCCAACAUCAUCGGACAGUCCGUGGAGGAGGCCAUCAGAGGCGUGUUCGAUGCCUCUCUCAAGAUGGCGUGCUUCUACUUCCUGUACACGUGGCUCACACACACCAUCUUUGGCAUCAACGUUGUCUUCAUUCCUUCAGCUCUGGCCGCCAUCUUGGGGGCGGUGCCCUUUCUGGGGACGUACUGGGCGGCCGUGCCGGCCAUGUGUGACCUUUGGUUGGCUCAGGGCGAAGGCGUGAAGGCCGUGCUGCUCCUCGUCUGCCACCUGCUGCCCACCUACUUUGUUGACACCGCCAUCUACUCCGACAUCUCCGGGGGGGGUCACCCUUACCUGACAGGCUUGGCGGUGGCGGGCGGAGCCUACUACCUGGGCCUGGAGGGCGCCAUCAUGGGGCCCAUCCUCCUGUGCAUCCUGGUGGUGGCGGCCAACAUCUACAGCGCCAUGCUGAUGAGCCCCAGCUCUGCGGCGCCGACGCCGGUGCAGACCGGCUGGCCUCAGCAAGGAAUCAGGCCCUUCCCUGACUCCACCCCUUCUGUCCUGAAGAAGAGCAGCGACUGAGAACGACGCAGGUAGAACAUCAUCUGACCCCAAAAACACCCCUCCCUGGGCCCGGGCGUCCAGCAGCAAGAUGGCACCCGAGGAAGGCGGCGGCUGCGCGGCCGUUUACCCACAAUGCUCAGCUGCACGGACGCCCUGAGCAAUACGCUGCCUGCUGCUGUCAAUCAAGACGUGAUUUGACAACACUGCUUUUACACAUACGGUAUUUCCACACACACACACACACACACACACGCACACAACCUUCCAUGGGAAAUGAAUGGGAAUAAACUGGAAAUCUACUUUUUUCAUCGCAGAUUUUGAGGAUAAAGUCGUACAUUUAUGAGAAAAAAUAAAAUAAUGUUACCUUUGCCCAAGGCCCGCCUUAAGUCCCGCCUUUUUUCAUAGCUGUCUCUGCGCAUGCCUGUUACAACGGGAAAAAAAACAAUACUUGAGAACAAAGCUGGAAAUUAUGGACAAAUAAGUCGUAUAUUUACAAGAAAAAAAUAAGAAAAUUUCAACGUUUUCCUCGUGGAUUUAUUACUUUAUUUUUGUAGUAUUACCAUUUUUUAUUGUAAAUAUAAGACUUUUUUUUAAAUGAAAAUGAUAUAUUAUUAUACUUUUUUUUCCCAAAUCAUUAAUUUAUGACAAUUUUAUUCUAGUAAAUUUAUGACAUUCUUGUAAUAUUAAGGCGUUUUUUUUUUCCUCAAAUGUUUGAAAUUUUUCUCAUAAAUUCACGACUUUGUUGUGGUAAUAUCAUGACUUUUUCUCGUGAAUUUAAUACUUUAAAUUUCUGACUUUUUGUAAAUUGACGACAUAAUUAACGACUUUGUUCUUGUGAAUUUCUUGAGAAUUUGUGGCAAUAAUUACUUUUUUCUCGUAAAUUGAUGACUUUAUUGUGGUAAUGUUACUUUUUUUUCUCAUAAAUGUAAUACUUUAUUCUUGUAAAUUUUAUUUAAAAUUUUUAUUUAAAAAAAAAAUACAUUUCCAACUUCAAUUUACGACUUUAAAUGCACGGAUUAUAAUGUAAACGUAUGAUUUAUGACAAAUCGACGACUUUUCUGUUUGUACAUUUACAACUUCUUUCUUGAAAAAGUUCCGUCAUUCCUCGUAAAUGUAUGACUUUAUUCUCAUACUGUACUGUGUACAGUACUAUGUACUACACUGUGCUAACGUUACAACGCUAGUAAUUAUAGCACGAUAACAGCUAGCAUGAUUGGAACUCAGACUUUGGAUUUUGUCGAUUUCCAGUUUAAAUUCUCUUCAUUUUCACUUCCUCCCAUGGAAUGUUUCCAACUUCCUGGAAGUUUCCAACUCAUUAAAUGUGCUAAGUUUGCACAAUUUCCUUCGCCACCGCACUUUCAUUGUUUUUCUCUCCUAAAUCAAGAACCUAAGACCCCCCCCCAAAAAUUAAUAUAAGACAUUAAAUAUGAAUAUCACCUUUCAUUACAGUUUACAUUUUUUGAUCAUGUUAGUGUUAGCUUGGAUGCUAAUGCCAGCCAAAGACAAGACAUAUUUGACUAAAUGGAGCACUCUUGUACCAAAUGUUAAAAAGACUAAUGAAGUGUUUUGUUUACUUGUUUGACUCCACCAGCACUUUGUUCACAGCUCAAAGCUUUCAUGAAAAAGGUUCUGUUUGUCUGUCAGUAAUGAUUGUAGUACAAAGUACAAGAAAACGGAAGGGGUCGGUAGUGUUGUUUGGUUUGUGGUUUGGACAGACAACAUUAGUGUUUAGCAUCGGGUUUCUUGUUUUGCUAUGCUGCUGUUAUUUCUAAAUGGCUGCACUGAGAAUUAAACACCACCUUUUUAACACAUUUGUCUCAUU
Doryrhamphus excisus (bluestripe pipefish) is the source of this 4422-nucleotide messenger RNA. RefSeq names its product transmembrane protein 245 (gene tmem245). Lineage: Eukaryota; Metazoa; Chordata; Actinopteri; Syngnathiformes; Syngnathidae. The record is from RefSeq and is a predicted model, not a curated record.